GUGGGUCAGGCAAGCGGGAGCGUCAAUGGUGCUUGGAAGGCCUCAGACUGGGUGCCCUCACUUAUACGGUCGAGCAUAUACCUGAAGUGUCUUCCAGAUUCCAAUAAGACGGUCUCUUGGAUGCCGGCAGACUUAGUCGCGGCAAGCAUACCUGAGAUGCGCAAUGCCUCACCGCCUGUCCUUCACUUAGCGAGCCCGAUUCCUGUGGCAUGGAGAACCCUUUUUACCCCGAUAUCAGAGAUUCUCGGACUUCCGCUAGUGCCGUACCACACUUGGUUGGACUCGCUUGAGCACAGCGACAUCGUCGAACACCGAGACAGAAUCAAGACGGAUAAACUCCUUCCUGACAACCCCGCCCUUCUGCUCCUUGACUUUUUCCGGUCUGCCGCUCGC
Gloeophyllum trabeum ATCC 11539 is the source of this 393-nucleotide messenger RNA. RefSeq lists its product as uncharacterized. The record is from RefSeq and is a predicted model, not a curated record. The transcript is spliced from 2 exons. Lineage: Eukaryota; Fungi; Basidiomycota; Agaricomycetes; Gloeophyllales; Gloeophyllaceae. The annotation marks the transcript as partial.